AUGGAAAAGCUCCUCAAGCGACCUGAGAAGCUCCGAGGAGACCCAAAAAAGCGCAACAAAGAUAAAUAUUGUCGUUUUCAUCGCGAUCACGGCCAUAAUACGUCAAAUUGCUGGGAGCUUAAGCGCCAGAUUGAAGACCUCAUUCAAGAUGGCUACUUCAAAAAGUUCGUUGGCAAACCGAGGUCGAACUCGGCGGAAAAGAAAGAAGAGAGGAAGCGUUCGAGGACGCCGCCUCGUCGAGAUGACCGACCUGCGAUCAUCAACACCAUUUUUAGAGGCCCAAGUGGGGGCCAGUCUAGAAAUAAAAGAAAAGAGCUAGUUCGCGAAGCUAGGCGCGAGGUAUGCAUCAUUAGAGAGCAGAGAACGACCUCCUCCAUUACCGUCGACGAUGCCGGCUUGGAAGGGAUCCAUUUGCCCCAUAAUGACGCACUUGUGAUCGCCCCUGUCAUCGAUCAGGUCUUGGUCCGAAGAGUACUGGUAGAUGGAGGUGCAUCUGCCAACAUCUUGUCCCUUCCAACAUAUCUUGCCUUGGGAUGGACCAGGUCACAGCUGAAAAAGAGUCCAACACCCUUGGUGGGAUUCUCUGGAGAAUCGGUCUCCCAAGAAAGGUGUAUUGACUUGCCAGUCACGAUUGGGCAAGAUGAUACACAAGUAACUCAGAUGGCCUAG
Messenger RNA from Momordica charantia (bitter melon), 669 nucleotides. The record is from RefSeq and is a predicted model, not a curated record. Lineage: Eukaryota; Viridiplantae; Streptophyta; Magnoliopsida; Cucurbitales; Cucurbitaceae.